Messenger RNA from Batrachochytrium dendrobatidis JAM81, 996 nucleotides. RefSeq lists its product as uncharacterized. Lineage: Eukaryota; Fungi; Chytridiomycota; Chytridiomycetes; Rhizophydiales. Bases 1 to 996 code for a protein of 331 amino acids. The transcript has a single exon. The record is from RefSeq and is a predicted model, not a curated record.
AUGAAUAGAAAUUCGGGUUCCACUGGACUAGGGAGCAUCAAUGCAGAGGGUUCUAGAGCGAACGAACCCAAUAUAUCUGCGUCGGGUGCUGGGUUUGCAGUGGAUGGAGGUCAGACCGUCAUGCCGCUACCUACGACUAUAGGCUCAUCAUCUUUUUGCCAGACAGGUGGAGAGGCUGGUUUAACGAAUACAUUCAAGACAGCAGCCAAUUCAGUUGCACUGUUUUACCGAGAAGCGUUGGCACAGAACAAGCGGUCAUUCGAGUCUGGCUACAAUCAGUGUUUGCAGGACCUAACAGAGUUUGUAACCCAAUUGCACCAUCAGCAACUAUCAUCGCAUGCCUCCAAGUAUCCUCCAAAUUAUUCCGUCUUUCUAGCAGACUUGAUGGUGUUUAUGCAGUCUCGCCAGGCACAGCAUCAGUCUGCUGUUGGAAUGCAGCCACUGGCACCUACAAAUCAACCUUGUUCCAAUACCGCAUUCGUUCAGACUCCAUCCAUGUCACAACUACCCUGCGCAACAUCAACAUCAUCUUCGCUAGAUACCCCCGAAUAUUCCACUAGCACCAGCUUGUUUGAUGGAAACGACAAAAGGGCUUCAUUUUCAGAUACGCACGACUCGGCCAGUAAUACUGCACCUGAUGCAGAAUCAUUGGAUCUACAAUCUAGACAACCACAUUCAUAUCACCAUCAUAUACAGCAACGACUGAUACACCAGCCAUGGUUGCCUCAGACCUCAGCGAUCAACACACCAGGCAACAUGAGCAUCAAUGCACCAUCAGUAUCUUUUUUUGCACCAUCUCUCCCGUCACUUCCAAGUAGCUUAUUUCCAGAUACCUGUUACGACAAUCGUCUGACUGAUUUACACAAGAGGAGGUGGGGGUAUGAUGGGGACAUUGAUGUGAUUGGACGGUCUGUAGCAUCAGACGACUAUGCCAACCCCGACAAUGCAGGAAAGCGGUUUCGCUUGCGACGGGAUGAGCGCAUGUCGGAUGAUUAA